GAGAGAACAGAGAUCCAGAGUAGAGAAGACACGCAUCGGAGAAACGGGAAAGAGAAAGUGAGACCAAAUCGGACGAGGAUCGGAAUCGGUCUCCGUUUGCAGCCGCCUAAUCGCCGCCGCCAUCGUUGACCUUCCUUCGUCGCUUUCAGAAUGGAGAAUUGGCUAGGAAAGAAAAGUUAACAAGGCAUCGUUGUCCAACAUUGUUCUCCAUCUAUUCAGAUACUCAGUUGGAUUCGGCUCGAAAUCCAAUUGAGGAAUGGCGCCGAUCUUCGAGUACUUCGUCGUGUGCGGGCUGGGUCCCGAGAUUCGAACCCUGGAUGGGAACAAAGGUUACCAUGGAGUAGGCGUUCUGUACUUGCCGUCUAUGCUUGACCAGUACCCGCCGGAAAAUCAUACUCUAUACCCUCCCCCUCCACCCCAGCUCCCCACUUGUGUUUUGCCAGCCGGUGUGGAGAUCUUCUCGACUGGCUUUGAUGUAAACGAUCCUUCUAGUUCACCACGGAGCUAUCCUAUUGUUUUGACGGAGGGUGAUGGGUCUAAAAUUUAUGUUAGUUGCAUUGCUUUCCGGGAUCCAGUUAGCGAGGAUAUCGCUGAAGCAUACCGAAUACCUCCUAAUUCCUUUGCUGACAAAUGCAUUUGUCUUGUUUCACGGUCUCCUAGUUUUACUGUCAUUCGCAAUACCCUGGAGGAGCUGUUUGCCCUUUGCUUUUCCUCGGAUGGCAGUAGCAAGCCGUUGUGGGAUGUAAUUGCACAUUUGGUCUCCAAUGUACCAUUGCCUACUCCUGGGAGGGAUCGCGUCUUGUUUGCUAUCGAGAAUUGUCUGCUUUCUGUUGAUCCUCCACCAAAAAACGGUCUUCCUCAUGUUGAUAUAUCAUUUCAACCACUGGUCCAGUGCUUAGAUGUUGACAACUUAAUCGAGCUUUUUACAGCUGUCCUGCUUGAAAGGAGGAUUCUGCUUCGAUCCAAUAAAUAUUCACUGUUAACAAUAGUGUCAGAAGCUAUAUGCCAUUUGAUAUAUCCGUUUAGGUGGCAGCAUGUAUACAUCCCAUCACUUUUUUUCAGCGGAGUAGACUAUAUUGAUGCUCCUACGCCAUACAUGAUGGGUCUUCACUCAGGUGUUGAUACAUCCUACCUUGUGAUGGACGGUGUGGUGGUUGUGGACCUUGAGUAUAAUCGAAUAAGCACAUCAGAGGAAAUACCUCCUAUUCCAGAGCCGGAAUUCAGUUCUUUGCGCAUGGAUAUACUGAAGUUGUUGCAUCCGAAAGUUGUGGGAAUAGAUCAGAUUAAGACUAGCCCAGCUGGUUCGUCGGAACAGUGGGCUAUUCCCUGCAACCAGCCUUGGGGAGAGGAACAAGACCUUCAACUUAGGCUUAUAUUUCUCAGGUUCUUUGCUUCAAUCUUAGGUGGCUACCGCAAUUUCAUUGAAGAUAGUGCAGCUCAGGCCUUCAACAAUCAGGCUUUUUUAAAGAAGCGCUCUAGGUCGACGCAUCAACCUCCAGAUGCGAUGGUUGGAUUCUUUUUCCUUAUUGCACUUGCGUUCUCAGACUUCGUAUCCCAGUUUUUGGAUACACAUGGCUUCCUGGAUUUUCUUGAAAGAGCUGGAAGCCUCGAGGAAAGUGACAGUAAUCUCCUAGACAAGUUACAGGAUGCUAUUGGGAGGGGUCAAAAUCCCAUGUCAAUUCUCCCCUCAUCUGCUACGGAGCCUGAAAUUGUUACCAUAUCAGAUCCAAAUGGGGGUGAAUCAAGAUCAGGUGCUAAAUAUAUUUAUGACAGGUUUCCUUCUAACAUUAGAACAGAAGAGCAGGAGGAGAAGAGGAAACAGAUCCUCGCUGCAGCAAGUGGAGCUUUUGAGUACAUUAAAAAUGCUCCCAGCUCACCAUCUGUUCAAGUGGGGAAGGAAGCUCUUAGUCCCAUGGAGAGGGCCGCGGAGAGAGAACGCAUGGUCCUGGACAUCAAAGUUAAACUGCAGGGCUUAUGGCUACGUCUUCUGAAACUGGGUGCCACUGAUGAUCCUCUUUCCUCAUUUGAGUAUGGCACAAUCCUUGCAUUGAUCGAGUCUGAUGCUGAGGGAAUUGGUGGUAGUGGGUUUGUUGAGUGCAUAAGCGAGCAUAUACAUACUGGCUGGCAGUGUCAAUUGACUGAUGAGCAGUUCAUUGCAGUUAAAGAAUUGCUUAAAACAGCGAUUAUCCUUGCAACAUCACGCAAUGAUAUGUCGACCGUUAGAGAUGCUUUGGAGGUAUCAGCUGAGAUGUAUAGGAAAGACAACAACAAUGUACCUGACUUUGUCCAACGUCAUCUAAUGUCAUUGUCCAUAUGGGAAGAGCUACGGUUCUGGGAAGGAUUCUUUGACUAUCUGAUGGAGCGUUCCUCUGACAAGUCUGCCAACUAUGCUGCUCAAGUGACAUCACAGCUGAUCCUCGUGGCUUCACACAUGGCUGGUUUAGGAAUUUCUGAUACUGAUGCUUGGUACAUGAUAGAAACGAUCUCAGAGAAGAAUAACAUUGGAUACAAGCAGCUUAUUCAACUCCGUGGAUUUUUAACACAUAUACAACAACUUCGUGUUGGUUAUUGGGGAGUCUCGUCUGUAAAGGCCCCAUCCAUUUCAUCUAUGGGAUUGUCUUCUCCUCGCCCAAAAGAUGGCACAGAUGAAAAUCAACAACCUGCUGAGGCUUCUGUUGUUGGAAGGAGCUGGGUUCAAAGCAUGUUUAGUAGAGAUUCUUCAAGAGUAAACUCUUUCGCUCGUGUCCGUAAAUGGACUUCUGAUGGUGCUUCAGAUUCUUCUGCUGCUGGCCAAAAGAAACUGCAAACAAAUGUUCGAGUACUUAGAGGCCACAAUGGUGCCGUAACUGCUUUGCACUGUGUGACAAGAAGAGAGGUCUGGGAUUUAGUGGGGGACCGUGAAGAUGCUGGUUUCUUCAUCAGUGGAAGCACUGACUGCAUGGUUAAGAUCUGGGAUCCUAGCAUUCGUGGUUCUGAACUUCGGGCAACUUUGGAAGGGCACAAAAGAACUGUGCGUGCAAUAAGUUCUGACAGAGGGAAGGUGGUAUCAGGAUCCGAUGACCAGACUGUUAUUGUGUGGGAUAAGCAAACAACCCAGCUUCUGGAAGAAUUAAAGGGCCAUGAAGCUCAGGUCAGCUGUGUCCGCAUGCUGUCAGGUGAGAGAGUCCUCACUGCUGCUCAUGAUGGGACUGUUAAGAUGUGGGAUGUUCGAACGGACACCUGUGUAGCAACGGUUGGUCGUUGCUCUAGUGCUGUCCUUUGCAUGGAAUAUGAUGAUUCCACUGGGAUUCUCGCUGCUGCUGGCAGAGAUGCUGUUGCAAAUGUCUGGGACAUCCGAGCUGGAAAGCAAAUGCAUAAGCUCUCAGGGCACACUAAAUGGAUUCGCAGGUCUGUUAGAAUGGUUGGAGACACGCUGAUAACAGGUAGUGAUGAUUGGACUGCUAGAGUGUGGUCUGUCUCACGAGGAACAUGUGAUGCUGUCCUAGCCUGUCAUGCUGGGCCAAUCUUAUGUGUGGAGUAUUCUGCAGCUGAUAGAGGAAUUAUAACAGGUUCAACUGAUGGGCUACUUCGAUUUUGGGAACAUGAUGAAGGAGGCGUAAAAUGCUUGAGAAAUGACACGAUUCAUAGUGCUUCCAUUUUGUCUAUCAACGCUGGGGAACACUGGCUUGGAGUUGGAGCCGCUGACAAUUCAAUGUCUCUCUUCAAUCGCCCUCAAGAUCGACUUGGUGGUGUGGCUGGCUCAGGGUCAAAAUUGCCUGGUUGGCAGCUCUACCGGACACCACAAAAGAUGGUUGCUAUGGUGCGAUGUGUGGCUUCGGACCUUGAACGGAAGAGGAUAUGCAGUGGCGGUCGGAAUGGAGUUCUGAGGCUAUGGGAAGCAACCAUCAACAUAUGAUAAUCCCCCCCACGAAUGAUUUUCUGCUGGGCAGCUUUACAGUUUCACCCCAAAAAAAAAUCUGUAUCCGCUUCCACAUGUAGCUCUUGCAGACUGAAAAGGAAAAAGGUAAUCUAUCAGGUGAGAUUGAAGGGAUGUUUUACGCAUUCAAACCUCGAGUUCUCUAACGUCAAACCCCAAGCAUCCGUUGUCGGAUCCAUCAUUGGCACCAGAAAACAUCGCUGGAGCUGUUGCCCCUUGUCGAGACAAUGUGGCUGUCCUCCAGAACAGUCGUCCUCCCCAUCACCGGCUGGUUCAGGAACUGUGCUUGAUUGCUGAUUCGUAACGACACGAUUCCUUAUUCGUUACAGAUUCGAUGGUUUUGUCUGUCAGGAUCUGGGUUUUGCUUGCUUCCCAAUAACAUGUAGAGCCUUGUUUGUAAAGAUAUCGAGCCUCUUCUUGAUUCUUAAUAGGUACAUAGCGUCUUGUUUGUGAGAAUUCGAAGACCUUGUUUGGUACGGAUUUGAGUGCUCGCUUGCCGGAAAUGAUACAACCCCUUGUUUGAAAAGAUUUAGGACUUAGCACCAACGAUCUAAGAGCUUGACGACGACGACGACACGACAGGAGAAAUGCAACGGCACAUGUGAU
Messenger RNA from Linum tenue, 4522 nucleotides. Lineage: Eukaryota; Viridiplantae; Streptophyta; Magnoliopsida; Malpighiales; Linaceae. The record is from the annotation of a GenBank genome assembly.